This is a messenger RNA of Gongylonema pulchrum, 336 nucleotides long. Lineage: Eukaryota; Metazoa; Nematoda; Chromadorea; Rhabditida; Gongylonematidae. The record is from the annotation of a GenBank genome assembly.
AUGUCAUUACGGAAACCCAAUCCAGAUAAUGGUUCAUUGGUGGAAGAAAAUUUUGUGGAGGGACGUGCUGCAAUUGUUCGUUCGGUCCACAGAACAACGGUACCGCGAGGUACAAAGCAAUUAUUGGAACAGACAAAAGCCAGAACUCCAGAUUCCAGUCCUUUUUGGUUACUUGUUGCAUCGCUGCAACGUUUUGUCGCCGUGCACCACGUUCUACCAGUAUCUGGCAGUUUACCGGAUAUGAUUAGUGAUACGGAACGCUACGUAGCUCUGGCAACGAAGUUCAAGCAAAAAGCCAACGAUGAUGCAAAUGAGGUGCAUUUUCUUAGUUUUUGA